Heteronotia binoei (common prickly gecko) is the source of this 2083-nucleotide messenger RNA. It is a transcript of the gene RBFA, whose product is annotated as ribosome binding factor A. The record is from RefSeq and is a predicted model, not a curated record. The transcript is spliced from 7 exons. Gene Ontology annotation, biological process: rRNA processing. The coding region runs from base 167 to 1267 and encodes 366 amino acids. Lineage: Eukaryota; Metazoa; Chordata; Lepidosauria; Squamata; Gekkonidae.
UUUGAACCUAAGGCAAAGGCUCAAUUGCGUGACGUGCAUCUGGCGCCCACUAGGGGCGCUGUGCAGUUCCUGCUUUCCACGCUUGCGACUUAGGGAGGCCUGGCGGGGCGGAACGAGGGUCGGGCCGGCGGUCUACAGCUCGGAGUGUUCGGGCUUCUUCGCUCCAAUGUGGCGCGUUGGAGGCGGUUCAGCAGCCGCGGCCGUUGCCGCUAGAGGCCGAGCGACGCACGAAAUGGUAACGGCUGCUACAGGGUGGCGACGGCGGCAGAAUCCCGCUUCCAGCGGCGACGAUGGAGGCCUUUUUCUCCUGGGCUGCCGGGCUCUGCACUACUCCGCUCCUCUCUGCGGCUCCAGGAACAUGCUGAAGAAGUUACUCUACAAAAAGAAGACUAAGUUUUGGUAUGAUAGCCCUGCACUGGGAUCCCAUCUGGUAAAUAAGCCAUCCAAUUGGAACAGUGCUUUAAAGCUUCCUGCAUCAAAAGAUAGAAAAGAAGACAGCAUACGCAAAAGAACUCUAGAUGUUCUGUUGUUUAGAGCUGUGAGAGAUAUUCUGAAUACUUGUGAAGCUGGUGAAGAACUUUACAAUCUCAAUGUAGAAGUGUCUAAAGGAUCCCUUGCACCUCGUUUUUCAACGUGUCGUAUAUAUUGGAGGACUACUGGUAAUAUAGAACAGGAUGACCAUAUUGAUAAGGUUCUCCGGCAGUGUGCUCCACAUAUAAGACACUUGUUGAUUUCAAAUCGGGUCAUAGGAAAUGUUCCUCCAAUAAUAUUUGUCAGAGACAAAGUGGAUGCUGCAGUACAAGAGGUUGAGCGGUUAUUGGCAAUUGCAGAUUUUGGGCCUGCAGAAGAAGAAAAUGAAUUGGAUCACAAUGAUUUUAGCAAACAAGGAUCUGUGAAGACUGAUGUAUCUCUGGACACCACAGAUCCUACUAUGCUUUCUAAUAUGUUUGGAAUUGAUCAUGAAGAAUUAAAUAAGCAGAUACUUGAAUACAAAAAAAUGAGAAAGGACAAGGAAAUAGAAGGGAUUGGACUGUCAGAGCAGCAGCAGAAGCAACUGGCUGAGAUACAGAAGCAAAAGAAAUUGCGAAGGAAGAAAGCCAAGAAAGCCUCUGAUGAUCUCACACCUGAGAAAUAUUUAAUGGACAAAUACAAUGAAGAUUAUUGGGACAGUGAAGAUGAAUUCCGCCAAGAAAAAGAACUUGAUUAUCAGUUACAGGAAAUAGAAAAUGAACUGGAGGGAGAUGGUAGAAACACAAAACUUAAGUGAUUUUGGAAAAACAGUGGCUCAGUUCAGAUACCAUGUGUCCCCCAAGCUGUUAAAGGAUUUAAGCCUUUUUCAAUUUUGGGAAUGCAGACUCUUGUUAUACGUAGUAGGGAAAUAGAUGGUACAUAUAGAAAUAGUGAUUCAGGAAUUGCUUUUGAAAAACAGCUAGUGUUGCAAGAAAAAUUUAAACACUGAACCUGUAUGAAUUAACAGAGGUGGGGGCAUGAUUUUGUGCCCUGUCAUACACCAGUAGGACAGCAUAUGAUGGUGUAUAAGGCUUCCCCAGUACUGGUGGAAAGAGGGAACUGGGAGAGCAGCUGCUUUGGGCACUGCUGUGGGAAAACCCAUCUGCUAUACUACACAAAAGAGUAGGAGAACAGAAAAACAGAAUCUGUGAGCAUGAAGAUCCAAGGGCUGUAGGAGAGAGACUGUUCCCUUUUCAGCUAUACAGAAUUAUUCCAGCAAAAAGGUGUGUGUGACAGGGUCUGUUCGGACAGUUCUGCUGCUGUUGCCUUGUGUAAGAAGCAGCUCUUGCUGAGGAUAGCCAAGUACAAUGAGCUAAUGGCAUAAAGAAACCUCAUCAGAUUACAGCAGAAUUGCGUUAAAGUUCAUUUCAUUGCUUUUUAAAGUGUGCUUAUAAUUUAUUAUGGAACAACAGCAAACAUAUAAAAGAAAGCACAGUUAGAGUGAAACAAGAAUUGAAUUAAAGCUGUCCUUAAUAGAAAAUUUUAAAAACUGAACUAGAGCAUAAACUGCAGAACACACAAGGAUGGGUAUUCUGUUAUUCACAACAUUGUGAAUAAAAUUAAUUUAUCUGCA